Messenger RNA from Adineta steineri, 2214 nucleotides. The record is from the annotation of a GenBank genome assembly. NCBI's taxonomy places the organism in Eukaryota, Metazoa, Rotifera, Eurotatoria, Adinetida, Adinetidae.
AUGAAUUCGGCUAUGGCAUCAACUCAAUCUUCAUCGGCUAAGAACAACAAUAAUGGGAAACCGUUUGCCCAUGUACGUCAAAGUCCUAUCAAACGUACUACCGUACAUCCAACACCGACAGUUGCAACAGAUGAACAUGCAUCAAAAUCGUCCGCUCUAUCGUCGGAAAUUAAUCAUACAUUCGAAUAUAUGAUCAUGAUGAAAAGUGCAAAAAAUGUACAAAAUAAUUCAAUAUUCAAGAAACACACCUGGAAGUACAAUGAUGAAGAAUUGAUUGAAAAUGUUGUUUUAAAUAUUAUCAAGAAAAGCGUAGAAGAUGAACAAACAAAAUCCUCAUCAAUAGAUAUUGCCAUAGUAUUAGAUAAUAAAAUUGUCAGCGAUCAUCAAAAGUCUAUACACUCCCUCCUGAUGGGUCAAUCAUCACCUGUGCUCUACAUAUUGGUAGUGCGAUCACAACAAAAGAACAUUCAAACGAACGACGGAUCAUCAGCUGCAUCUCAUCAAAUGUUGACAUCAUCCUCAAUAUUUCAUUCAUUUGAGGAUAAAGAUUUCAUAUUUGUCUAUUAUACUGGAAAUGAACAGAGACCAUCAGCACAAGUAAAGCAGUCUGCGACUCGUUUUCUUGUUUUGCAAGAUGUUCAGUCGGAAUCAACAUUAGAGUCAAUUCGUGACAAAGCAAAAAAGACAGCGACUUAUAAUUGUUUACUUAAAUCAUUUCCGGCCACCGAAGAUGGUAUGAAAUCUCUCUUUGAUGAUAUUAAACAUCAAUAUUUGAAGCCACUAGAGACAGCAAUUCAAACCAAAAUAAUUGUACCGGAAUUGAAUAAAUGGAAACUAAUUCCCUGGCGUCAAGUGUUUAUAACCAUCGGAAUCAUUGUAGGUGUAACUCUGGCCCUACCAAUUGUCGGUGUCAUUGCAAUCUGGCGUCACACAAACAAUACGAAUUCGAAUGAGAAGAAUGUAAAGCAGGGUUUAAUAGCUUUGAAGAUUAUGGGGAGUACACUCUUAGCAGUAAUGUCACCACUAUUCUAUAUCAACUACUUUGCUAUCGCAGUAUAUCAAUAUUUCCUUAGUGAGAUGAACUACUGGAAUAUUGUUUUUCUCGAAGCAUAUUGGCCUUUUAUGCUGCAUUGGCACGCUAUUUUAAUGAUUGGAAUUGUUUUGUUUUACUAUUGUGUGUCGAAAACUGAGAAAUCUAAACAGACAGUUGUAGAACGUUGUUACGAAGAUGCGCGCUCCGAUUUUUAUGAAAAGAAUGCAGUAUCGAUCGGAACUACUAGAAUCGAAUCAUCCGAUGAUUUUCAGUGUUCCUGCACGGGUUGUGUUCUACCAGGAGUCGGUAUCGGAUUUUAUUUAAUCGUAACUAGCUUUCAUGUGCUGAUACCUGAAUUAAUCCGUCAAUUUGGUUCUAAUAUUGAACUUAACACCUCGCCAACGCUAAAUUAUACAGGCUUACCGUGGUAUGGUCGCUUCGUCGAAGCGUCGUAUUUAGGAGCAGGAACAGUCUAUAAUCUCUUUUUCUUUGCAAUGAUUUUAUUAGCAUGGAUAACUUACAUCAAUCUAGCUGGAAAAGUAGAUAAAAUUAUGGCUAGUGUAACAAAUAAUGACCGUUUCAUCGAACAGAAAACUGGUGCUUAUUAUGAUUUAAGAAAGCCUGGUAAUCUCGAUUAUUUCAUUAGUCAAUUUAAACAAGAAGUGGCCAAUACAGAUCCAUUUGGUUAUUGUUUGGCUACCAUUACUUACGCGUUCUUUAUUGAUGCCCUACUUAUUAUCAUUGCAGUAUAUCGUCUGUUCUUUGUGAGUGUAUCCGUCAAUGUCCUUACGGUUUUGUUACUGAUCGAUAUUAUCGUUCUCUCCUUGCCAAUCAUAGGAUUUCUGAUAAUUGUUGCCUAUAUCAAUCAAAGAAUAACGAUCGAUGCUCAACAAUUAAUCAAACGAACAAUAACGGAGACAACAAUGAAACUGAUUGAUAUCAAAUCGAUUAAGAAAAAAACAGAUGCAGUUGAUAAUGAACAAGAAUCAUUGGAAAAUGGAAUCGCGUAUCUCUCAGCCAUGUCGGACUUUAUUGAAAAUGAGAAAAAAAGAUAUUGUAUAUGUCUUUUUUUUUUUCUUGUGGUCGAUAUGGAUAUGGUACGCAAAACUGCAGUAUCCAUUGUCACUGGAAUUGCUGCAUCAUUAUUCACCUUGAUCAAGGGUAAAUCACUACUGGCAUAA